Messenger RNA from Mesorhabditis belari, 216 nucleotides. Lineage: Eukaryota; Metazoa; Nematoda; Chromadorea; Rhabditida; Rhabditidae. The record is from the annotation of a GenBank genome assembly.
AUGAUUAUGGUUGUGAUCACUCACUCGAUUACAAUCUGUUUCCUCGUUGGCAACUUGUUAAUGAAUCGAGUCUUGCAACUGGCAAUAUUGCCUGGAAAAGAUUUCUUGUCAUUAGAAGUUUAUCCUUUUGUGCUACACUGCAUAUUGAGUUGUGUCGUUAUUGUAUUCAACAAACAAUGGAAACAAAAGCGAAAAUCUACUACUGUGAGCGUUGGU